This is a messenger RNA of Labrus bergylta (ballan wrasse), 2770 nucleotides long. RefSeq names its product LIM homeobox 9 (gene lhx9). Gene Ontology annotation, cellular component: nucleus. Gene Ontology annotation, biological process: regulation of transcription by RNA polymerase II; neuron differentiation. The record is from RefSeq and is a predicted model, not a curated record. Gene Ontology annotation, molecular function: RNA polymerase II transcription regulatory region sequence-specific DNA binding; DNA-binding transcription factor activity, RNA polymerase II-specific. NCBI's taxonomy places the organism in Eukaryota, Metazoa, Chordata, Actinopteri, Labriformes, Labridae.
AGGGGAACUCCUCCUACCAAAUUAUUCAGACUGGGCAGGCUUUGCGGGCUCUUCACAAAUAGGACACGGUUCUCAAAUCCAGGCAGUCCCAACCUGACCUCCGAGCAACAAGGAACCCUGACUGGGAAAACCGGGAGAGAGAAAUUACUUAAAAAAACAACAACAAAAACUUUGUGUCAUUAUUUUUGGCGAGUGUUUACACUGUAGCCCCCUCCCCUCCUCCCUCCCCAACACCACUACUUCUUCCACACCGGUUUGUCGCAUCAUUUGGACUAUAUAUUUUUCCUGGAGGAGAGGCAUUCACGAGCAGAAGGAAAAGCUAGUGCAUUUCCACUAGCACCACUCCUCCUGUUCCACCCAUGUUGUAGCUUUUCUUCGUUUUUCUUUUCUUCCAGUUGCCUUUGCACAGUGUGGAGGAGCUGAUCUGAGUCUCUGGGGUCGAGUUGGUGUUGUGUUGCCUCCUUAAGAGCCCGUUUGGAUGCGCUGAGAGAGCGGGGCGCAGCGCUGCAGUACAGUUUAUGGAAGUUGUGGGCUGCAAGACAGAGGCAGGCAGUUGUACGUUGCGUCCAGGAGCCAUGCUUUUCCACGGCAUCUCCGGGGAUCACAUCCAAGGGAUCAUGGAGGAGAUGGAGAGAAGGUCAAAGACGGAGUCGCGCCUGGCGAAGGGCAUGCAGUUGAACGGGAGAGAGUCGACCAUGCCUUCCAUGAGCCCGGAGAAGCCUGCUCUGUGUGCCGGCUGUGGUGGAAAGAUUUCGGACAGAUACUACCUCCUGGCCGUGGACAAACAGUGGCACCUGCGGUGUCUUAAAUGCUGUGAAUGUAAACUCGCGCUGGAGUCGGAGCUAACGUGUUUUGCCAAGGAUGGAAGUAUCUAUUGCAAGGAGGAUUACUACAGAAGGUUCUCCGUGCAGAGGUGCGCGCGCUGCCACCUCGGGAUAUCGGCCUCGGAGAUGGUGAUGCGCGCGCGAGAUUCUGUGUACCAUUUGAGCUGCUUCACGUGCACCACCUGCAACAAGACGCUGACUACGGGCGACCACUUCGGGAUGAAGGACAGCCUGGUGUACUGCCGGCUCCACUUCGAGACCCUGGUGCAGGGACCGGACUACCACCCCCAGCUUAACUUCGCCGAGCUGGCAGCAAAGGGCGGCGGCCUCACCCUCCCCUACUUCAACGGUACCGGGACGGCACAGAAAGGAAGGCCGCGGAAGAGGAAGAGCCCGGCCAUGGGGAUAGAUAUACCGAGCUACACAGGCUGUAACGAGAAUGACACGGAUCACUUGGACCGGGACCAGCAGGCCUACCCUCCAUCACAGAAGACCAAACGCAUGCGGACCUCCUUCAAGCACCAUCAGCUGCGGACAAUGAAAUCCUACUUUGCCAUCAACCACAACCCAGAUGCCAAGGACUUAAAGCAGCUGGCCCAGAAAACAGGCCUGACUAAGAGAGUUCUACAGGUUUGGUUCCAAAACGCAAGAGCCAAAUUCAGAAGGAACGUUUUGCGACAGGAGAAUGGAGGUGUUGAUAAGGCUGAUGGCACCUCACUCCCUCCACCCUCAUCUGACAGUGGGGCCCUGAGCCCCCCCUCCAGCGCGGCCACACUAACAGACCUGACAAACCCCUCUAUCACUGUAGUGACCUCCGUCACCUCUAGUUUGGACAGCCAUGAUUCGGGGAGCCCUUCACAAACUACCUUGACAAACCUUUUCUAACAAUCUAGAAGACUGAUUUUUUUAUCUGAUUUAUUUGUUUUCUUUUUUUUCUUUUUCUUUUGCCAAUCUACAUUUUAUUUUUUUAAGUGACACCUUUAAAUCUACCAGAGACAGCUCCUUGGAACAGAAAGUGCUGUACUGUGUACACAAACAAGAACAACAAGAGCAAGAACAGCAGCGACCACAUUAAAACACAUGGAAAUCAUUUUAAUGUGUAGCAUCUGAAACCACAUGGCAGCCGUGUCUGUAGAUGAGUUACAGUUUGCAGAGAUUGAUUCUGAAUGGGACAUUUUGAAGUCGAACGGAUUUAAAAAAUGUCAUGGAUUCCACAAACAAUUCAUCUGAAAAAAAACAACUUAACUUGCCGCUUGUCUGAAAAGCUAGAUUUAAUAUUUGAUUUGACUUUAUUUGUACAUUUGUAUGGAAUUAUGAUAAAACAAGUCCUCCUUAAUUUAUGGGUAAUUGGUAAUUUAAAAAAUAACUUGAAUAUUUCGCCCUCAAAAACUUGUAUGUGUAUGCACUGUGUUCGCACUAUCAAAUUUGAAGAUUUUGUUUGGUCUCUGUUUGGAAAUAAUUUGGUCAAUAAUUUUACAGAAUGUUCUGUAUUUGGGUAACUCCAGAAAACAGGCUUAAUAACUUCCGAAUGUUUUGGUCGUUAAGACCGAGUUGGAUGGAAUCAGGCAUUAUAAUAUCUCACAGAGCUACAUGGAACGCGUCUAAACUUCAAUUCUAACAUCUAACCAUCGUAGCUUAUAUGGCAGGUUGAUGCUAACUCCAUACAUUUUGUCUUGGUUAAUUUAUCUACUGUGAUUCAGAUGAAAAAAAACAAGCAAAUCACACAUUCUUUACAGUGGUAACUGCUCAACAUGUAAUGCAGUCACAUUGAUAGAAAUGAUCAGAAGAGAAAUUUGGAUUGGAAAACAGUUUUCAUGACAGAGCACUUUCUCAGAUUUGUUGGCCUCAUAGAUUAACCGUAGUCAAAUGGAUAAACCUUAGCAAACAUAUCCAUAAACCCACAGCUAAACCCAAUUGCACAGUGACAAUAUACUGCCCAGUGAAAA